Molecule: messenger RNA, 753 nt
Organism: Triticum turgidum subsp. durum (durum wheat)
Lineage: Eukaryota; Viridiplantae; Streptophyta; Magnoliopsida; Poales; Poaceae
Source: the annotation of a GenBank genome assembly
AUGGCCGGGUACCGCAGCCGAAGCCGCAGCUACAGCCCACGCAGGCGGUACAGCCGCAGUCCUCCCCGCUACAGGCACUACGACGACCCGCGUGACCGUUACCGCGGCGGCGGCGGCGGGCCCCGCCGCGGGUACGACCGACCGUCGGCGCCCACCGGCCUCCUGGUCCGCAACAUUUCACUCACCGCCAGGCUAGAAGACAUCCGUGGUCCAUUCGAGCAAUUUGGCCCUAUAAAGGAUGUGUACCUUCCGAGAAAUUUCCACACAAAGGAAUUACGUGGUUUUGGGUUUGUGAAAUUCCGCCACCCUGAGGACGCUGCAUAUGCCAAGCAAGAAAUGAAUCAUCAAGUUAUUUGCGGUCGAGAGAUUACAAUAGUUUUUGCCGAGGAGAAUAGAAAAACCCCACAAGAAAUGCGCUUCAGAACAAGAUCAAGUGGUAGGCAUAUGGAUGGAAACUACAGAAGAAGGCAGUCGCUGUCAAGAUCCCCAAGGUCUCGUUACCCCUCUUAUUCACCCGAACCUUCUCCAGUUAGACGGCACUCCAGGGACAGAGAUAAUUAUUCUCCUAGGGAUUCAUACUCUCCACAUACUCGGGACAAGAGGCAGCACAUAUCAGAUGGUCGAUCGCCUAGCCUAGAUGGACAUGAGCGUAGGAUAUCACCAUCCAAUAACGGACAUGGUCCACCAGUUGACAGGAGGAGCCCAACCUUAUCUCUCUCGCCUAAAGUUUCCUUCAUAUGCAGGCUGAGAUGA